CAGCGGCGGCGGCGGCGGUAGCGGCGGCGGCUGCAGCUCGCGGCGCGGCCUUCCCCGCCCCCUCGCCUCCGCGCUUCCGCCGGCCCCUCGCCUCGGCGCUGACAGACGGGCCGCGGCCUCGCGCGCGUCGGCAGCGAGCAUGGGUGACAAGAAGAGCCCCACCAGGCCGAAGCGGCAGCCGAAGCCCGCCUCGGAUGAGGGCUACUGGGACUGCAGCGUCUGCACCUUCCGGAACAGCGCCGAGGCCUUCAAGUGCAUGAUGUGCGAUGUGCGGAAGGGCACCUCCACCCGGAAACCUCGCCCUGUCUCCCAGCUGGUCGCACAGCAGGUCACUCAGCAGUUCGUGCCCCCUACCCAGUCGAAGAAAGAGAAGAAAGACAAAGUAGAGAAGGACAAGAGUGAGAAGGAAGCAGCUAGCAAAAAGAACUGUCACAAGAAAACCAGACCAAGAUUAAAAAAUGUGGACCGGAGUAGUGCUCAGCACUUGGAAGUCACUGUUGGAGACCUGACAGUCAUUAUUACAGACUUUAAGGAGAAAGCCAAGUCAGCGCCGGCAUCCAGUGCUGCUGCUGGGGACCAGCACAGCCAGAGCGGCUGCAGCUCCGACAACACUGAGCGGGGAGUGUCCAGGUCCUCCUCACCCCGUGGAGAAGCCUCUUCCCUGAACGGAGAGUCUCACUAAACAUUCUCGCUCCACUUAGUCAUGCCUGUCCUCCAUGGAAAUACGGAUUAUGCCAACAACUACCACAUUUCCAUGACAGACACACUCAUGCAUAACCUAUAAUUUGAGUUUUACAUGAAGUAUGAAUUUGCCAGGAUUUAUUAGAGUUUAUUGCGGUGUAAGCUACCGAACAUUUCCAGACUUAACAUUUUGGUCUCUGCUAUUAAAUGCCAUGAAAAUGUGGUUGAAUUAUUCAUUAUGCAGUGUUAUUGGUAAGUCUAUUUUCACUUAUAGUUUAGUGAGUUCUAACACAUAAUUAUUGAAUUCUCUACUAUUGGCAUGUAAUGAGUUUAAAUUUUUUAUUACAUAGUGCAAGCUGCCUAAAUAUGUAUUAUUUGAGAAUUGUGAAACAAAUAGUUAUAUGUAUGCAAGUCAGAGAUCAACUUAAUCAACUAUUGCUGCAACAGGAUUUUCUUAAUGGUUAUCCUCUUAAUGCACCUGCUGGUACUUGGUGUGAUUAAAUAGGAAGUUGUUAUUAAAUAAAGAAUUUGUAUGAACCUUUGCCAAUGUUUUUUGACAUAUUUUUACUAAAUUAUUGUUUCUGAGUUAUGUUUUAUCCAUUUUUUGCAGUUUAUGUUUGUUAGUUUGCUUAUUUUUCAAAGCAUCAGUUUAUUGCACUGUUUACUAGCUGAAUGGUAAACUGUAGAACAUGGAUUGUUUCUCUUUCUGAUUCAGGUUUAGUGCUGUUGUCAUUGAACACUGGUAUUUCCUGUAUUCUCUAAGACAUUAACGUUAAAGAAGUACAAGCAUCUGGCAGAAACAGAAAGAACUUGCCAUACUUGCGAAAGCUUUAACUUAAUGAUAGUUUUAUCACUGUUAUCUUGUUUGAAACCUAUCCAGGGUCAUAGAUGUAUGAAUCUAAUUGGUACAGACAUGUAACGAUUGCACAGAACUGGGAUGUCACUCCUAAGUCAGUUUAAUUGGCCUUUUACUAAAGAUAACAAUUCGUAUGGAAACCAUAGUACUCUAGUUCAGAUACAACCUUCAAUUUAUGCACUUAUCAAUAUCUUUAAAUAAAAAGUAUUUACAGCCCCACUCACUUAUGUAUAAUUACCAAUAAAAUAUUUUUUAUGACUUAAGAUUUUGCAUCUUGUUUACAACUAAAUAGAGUGUGUUAUGUUGUAUUUGAAAAUCCACCUUAGAAACUACAUGCUACAUCUUAAAUUCUCCUCAGGUUCUCUUGUUUUCUCUAGCCAUUUGCUUAAUAUAUAUCUGCCUAUAGGGGGGCUUCUGAAAUGUAAAUUAACCUAAAGACAAAACCUAACUUGAAUAUCAUCUAUCACAUAAAAGACAUCAUGGUAACAUUUGAAGGAAAAACUGUGUCCCCUGACACCCUGACAGUUGUGAUAUUUGAGAAUGUAACGGUUGAAAUGCAGUACGUUUUAUUGGCACCAGUGGUACUCUUGUAACAUGCUAGUUGUGAAUACCGUUUAUUGCAUACAGUAAAAGUCUGUGA
This is a messenger RNA of Arvicanthis niloticus (Nile rat), 2177 nucleotides long. It is a transcript of the gene Yaf2, whose product is annotated as YY1 associated factor 2. Gene Ontology annotation, molecular function: transcription coregulator activity; DNA binding. Gene Ontology annotation, cellular component: nucleus. Gene Ontology annotation, biological process: positive regulation of DNA-templated transcription. The record is from RefSeq and is a predicted model, not a curated record. NCBI's taxonomy places the organism in Eukaryota, Metazoa, Chordata, Mammalia, Rodentia, Muridae.